AAAGCACAGAGCCCGGAGCCUGCUUUUGAUUCUGUGUCUCCCUCUCUUUCUGUUCUCCUGCUGGUGCUCUGUCUCUCAAAAUAAGUCUUAAAAAUUUUUUUGAAAGACCGCUUUCUCUCAAAGAGCGGAAAAAAUCAGCCCCCUUUUCUAAGCACUGUCUGCAUUGUGCUACACUCAGUCACAGCCGGCCUUUCUGUACCUCUCCACCUGUUACAGCCUUUGCAACAGGUCCCGUGUUCCUUUAUGCAGAACACAGAUACGCUGCUGUCUCUCGCCCAGUGGGCAAGGCAGGGAGCAGAGGGGACUUUAUACAAAAGGAAAGCUAUUUUUCACCAAGUGUGGAGGAGUCGUUUUCCUGGGAAAACAGGAGGCUCUAAUCAAAUGGUGUAGCUUGAAGUCUCAGGGAAGCACUGGGGAAAUCAGUAACAGGGACAGUCCUUUUUUCCCCACUUGCAGUCAUCUUGGGAGGUGGGCUUUGCACAAAACUUUGUUCCAUUCAGAGGCGUUUCAGCAGGUACGGGUAGUCUGGUUGGACUUUGGGACUGGAAUAAACAGGGAGAAGACCUUGCAGCUGGUGUGGGCGGGGGAACUCCGGGUAUAAAAGCCUUGCUCGUCUCGUUCUCUCUUGCUCGCUCGCUCACACACACGCACACUUACCGCUGAUUCGGUUUUGUUUUCUGGAUAGCCCACCUCGUUCCAAGAAAAUGGCCAAUCCUUAGAUUUAAACUCAGGAGCACUUCCUAAGUGGAAAGCUGAGGUUUCCAGGAGAAUGACUCAUUCCCUGACCUAAAUGAAAGUUUAAUCUUCCUGAGGAUACUAUAUAUUCUGGAAGUGGGCAGCGUUUGGGGAAUGGAUGGGAGGUUAGCUGUGGGGGGGGGGGGGUUAUUAAGGAUUGUGACCCACUCUCUCUGCUCUGUGUCCCAGGGAUACAGCAGGGACGCUAGACCUAGGUCUGGGGAAAUACCCAGUUCACACAGAGAUAGCGUAGUGGUUAAAAGAAAUCAGGGGGCCUGGGUUUGAACCCAAGUUCUGCCGCUUGUAGGUUAUGUGACCUGGGGCUGCUACUUUCCUUUAUGUGUCUGUCUUCUCACCUGUUAAAAUGAAAAGCCUUCCACAAGUAUUUCUUAAACUAUAUGCUAGGUGCUGUUCCAGGGGUUUGGGAGACCGAAGUAAAAAAAAAAAAAAAAAAUCCUACCUUGUAGAGCUUAUGUUCUAGUAGGGGAGGCAGACAGAAAACGCUACUAGUAUGUAAGUCAUACACGUAUGUUAGAAGAAGGUUCUAUGGGAACAAAAGUACAAGGAAAAGGGGAGGGGUAGCUGUGGGGUGAGGGAGGUGAGGCACAGGUGCAGGUAGUCACAAUCAGCCUCAUGGAAAGGUAAUUGGGCAAAGACUGGGAGAUAAUGAGGGAGAACUGGGAGUUGUUCGGGAAAAGUAUGUUCUAGACCAAAGAGUAGUUGCCUUCUAUGAAGUUUAUGUAAAUCCCUGGCACUUUAACAUUCUAUGAACAUUAUUUUCAUGCCCAAAUAUGGUCCAGAACCUCCCAGACACAAAGGGUACCAUGGUGGGCAGAGAAAAGGAGCAUAUUUGCGGUGCCCUGGGGGACCCCUCCAAAUGUUUUGUUCUGGCUAAGACUUCAGGACCUUCGUCCAACCCUGGGAUGAGAGGAAGAAUCCUUACUAAUGGCGAAGCCUGAAUUCCCCACCAGCCCUGCCAAAUGAGAACUCAGGGGGCAGACUCUAUGAUGACUGAAAGAAAAUAAAGUAAUAGCUUUCUAAUUGGAGUUGAUAAAGUCAGAUUCCUGCCCAGCCUGGAGAAAAAAAAAUGGAAGGAGGCAGGAAGGGGAGAGUCGUCUAGGUCCACGAUAGGGUCCUAGGAUGGAAGACCUGAAAUCUCAUUUUAUUUGCAGUUUAGCAAAUGAAUAGGACUUUGAGGCAUGGGACACAAGCAGGAGGGGAGGAGGCGAGAGUGGGUCCAAAAGAAGAAAAUGCCAACAAUGAUCAUGUGGAAAGACCUAUCUGGUGAUUCCCAGAAGUGGUGUAGAAGUGGCUUUGCCAGCAGGGUGGAUAGAUAGCCUGAGUCAGAGGGGCUGGUGUGACAGACGUGUGGCUCUGAGGAAACAUUCACCUCCGGUCAAAACUGUUUGGGCUCCAUAGAUUGAGGGCUUAAUUGUGCUAGAAUGCUGAAAUCCUGGAAAAAGCUAUAGUGCUUAUCUAACGUAGGUUAACCCACUCCUUUUUUAUAAGUGAAGGAACGGAGACUCAAACACCAAACAACUUGCCCAAAGUCCCAUUCAACUUGGCUUCGCAAAACUGAAGACCAGGACUGGUCCACAUACCAGGUUCUAGACCAGUUUAGGAAUGAACAAACCCAAGAUUUACAAGAGAUGAGAUGAAAAGUGCAGCGUCACGGUAUUCUGUGAAGACCAAGGCAGGCAUGGGGCUCCCUGGAACUUACAAGACUUUUCUCCAAACUCAUUGUGGUCUAUUUCCUGGAACCAAAUUAACCACUACUCUGAAGGAAGCCGAGAACUCUUAGCAACUCGAAAUGGCACAUUUUUCCAGGACUGCUCAAUGAGGCUCUAAAACAAGCUGCAAACUGGCCUUGAAUCAAAUCAAAUUUGUGCUGGGUCUGACUCACACAGGGUCUCUCUUCCAGGAGGAGCACACCAAGCAGCAAAGUCAGAACCUUCAGAUCUCUCAGUGCUCAGCCUGAAAAGUUACACAGCCCUACUUCCACCCAUGUUGUUGGUCAAAUUAAGCCACAGGCUAGCACACACUGAAGACGAGAGAGAAACUCCAUCUCAAAACUGCAGCAUGAUUCAUCAACUUAAAAACAUUCAGAAUCAGACUGUCCUUUGGUACAUUUUCACAGGCUUUGGAAUACUGUCUUCAGAAUCCUGUGUGAGACUACAAGUUGGUUGAUUGCACUCACAAGUCAGCUGACCAAGUAGCUACUCAAUUUCCAUAUUCAAAGUUGGACACUGAUUUCUAAAUUGUACUUAAGUGAACAGAACUGGCUUCUGCGUUUACCUGACAAAAAUCAUCACUUUGUAAUCAUAUGUUAUGUAUGGAGCAGGGAGAUAUUUUUCCGAAGCAGGGUUUUCUUUUUAACGUUUUGAUGUUUAAAUUGAAAUGAAUUUAAACAUUUUAUCGGUGUAGGGUCUGCUUUAGGAUUUUUGUCAUAUGCUCUUCUUAUUCCAAUAUUCGUUUAGUAGAGCUAUCAAACGAAAACGUGUUCAUCUAAAAUCAAUUUCCAAUCUCUCUACACACACACACACACACACACACACACACACACACACACACACACACACACACACACACACGUUUUUCUUUCUUGGUCAAUAAACAUUUAUAGUGACCUAUACAUUUUUUUCAAGCUUGCACGCAAGCUACACCAGCAGGGGGCGAAAUACAAUAGGAAUUUGACAAGCCAUAUAGAUUUUUCUUUAGCGACUGAGCAAUAACAAAAAAAUCCAGUACCACCACAAAACAAUUGGUACUCCAAUUUAAAGUGAUACAGUCUCCGUAUUUUUUACGGCAAUUGAGCUGUAAAAAGACAAAUGCGGGUCUAUUUUAGCGCUUCAAGUUAAUUUGUCUAGAAUAUUGCAGAGGCGGGAUAAACCGUGAUGAACUGCUUUUGUCCUUAUCUUCCCCCCGAUUUGUAUAAUUUCUCCACUCAAGGGGGUGGACACUUCUCUGUGGCUGAGGGAGUGUUUUCCAUCCUGUUUGCGUAGCUGCUGAGCUUUACUGUUUUUGGACUAUUUUAAAUUACUCAAAUUACCGGUGCAGGUUUGGCAAAAGUGAGUAGAAUGGGAACUCAGCAGGGCUCAUGAUUUGCAGGGUAGCUUCCCGGGAUCAUCAUCUCGAACGAUAACAAUAAUCCUUGAAGCCACAGUGGUCGGUGUUCUAAGAGAGAUUUAUGAUAGGAAAAGGUUAUAAAAAUGCAAAUAAUCAACUGCUCAACACUGAUGAUAGAAAAAGAAUCCAUUAUGACCCCUGCUAGAGAAAUGCAUAAAUUGAUUUUAUUUCUUUUGCUUCAUUGGAUAUUCUCCCGCAGCAGGUAUGAAAAAUUACCACCGUCUCCAUUUGUUAGCAAAAUUCCCCCUUUUUUUGUUAUUGGUCUCAAAGCCGAUUUGUCCGUCUUCAGCGGGUGCUUUCCCUGUUUCCAUCCUGUUAAGGUUGAUUUUUAUAUACAACAAUCUCUUCUUUGUUGUUAACUACCAGCUUCCUCUUGUCAGUUUAAAUUAAAAAGAGGAAGGGACUUAGACUGAAUGAAAAAGUCGUUUUCCGGGGCGAAAAGGGCAAGCUGAUAAGGGCUCUCCGAAUAGGCUUUUGGUAGGCAGUUUUAUUUAGAGAGCAAGAGACUUAACUCGGUCCUGACUGAACGUUAUAGUUAACCGGCUGAGGAGCACCUGUCCCUCGCCGGGAGCGCUGUUUCAGAGGGAGGCGGAACGCAGAAGGACGUCUUUCCCGGCAACACCUCGAUGACUCGCAAGGAAGUAAAGGAAAAGGGCAGCUUGCCCUCACCCAAAAUGGCGGCCGGCGCUUAGAGUGACCGCGCCUGCGCAGGGGUGUAAAUUAAUUAUUUGAAAGCAAUUGAACAAUGGAGCCAGACAUCAUUCGAAUGUACUCUUCAUCCCCACCACCACUAGACAAUGGAGCCGAGGAUGAUGAUGAUGAUGAAUUUGGGGAAUUUGGUGGGUUUUCAGAAGUUAGCCCUUCUGGUGUAGGAUUUGUUGACUUUGAUACACCAGAUUAUACUCGUCCCAAGGAAGAGUUUGUACCUUCAAACCAUUUUAUGCCAAUUCAUGAUUUCUCAGAAAAUGUAGAUAGCCUUACUAGCUUUAAAUCCAUUAAGAAUGGUAGUGAUAAAGACAUCACUGCUGAACUUUCUUCUCCUGUGAAAGGACAGUCUGACGUUUUACUUUCUACCACCAGCAAAGAAAUAAUUUCAUCUAAAACUUUAGAUACUUCCAUUGAUGGCAUAGAAAGUCCAGGAGAUUUAAAUACUAUAGUGAAGCAGAGACAGAAUGUUGGAACACCUGAAAGUUUCUCUCCAGGAGAUUUUAGAACUGAUACGAAUGUUGUUCAUCAAAACAAGCAGUUAGAGAGCUGCAAUGGUGAAAAGCCUCCUUGUCUGGAGAUUCUAACAAACGGGUUUGCAGUGUUGGAAACUGUAAAUCCUCAGGGAACAGAUGAUCUGGACACCGAAGCCGAUUCAAAAGGACGAAAGCCUCUUAGCACUCAUAGUACUGACUAUAACUUAGACCGUGCACCUAGUCCUGCUGAGGAAUUUGCAGAUUUUGCCACAUUUUCCAAAAAGGAAAGGAUACAACUAGAAGAUCUAGGAUGUGCAGUUUUAAAUGAUAGAGAAGCAUUAACCAUUCAGGAAAAUAAUAAAAUUAAUAGAGCCAGUGAACUGAGCUCUGUAAAAGCACUGUCUUUGGGUAGAAGCUUUGACGAUAAAGGAGACAUUGAUGGAGAGGAUCAGGUUUGUGUUUCAGAAAUAAGCAUAAUGAGUACCAGAGGUUUCAGUACUGAAAAACCAGGCCUUCCAACAUUGCAACAGGAUGAAUUUUUAAAAUCAGUUCAAUCAAAGCCUUGGAGUUUGGCAGACUCAGCUGAUAAUUCAGAAGCCAGUAUGAGAGAAUGUAAAACUGAGGAAAAACUUGAUUUGUUUACUUCUAAGUGUGCUGACCUAUGCAUGGAUUCUAUUAAAACUUCUGAUGCUGAUGAUGAAGUUGGUUCUUCCAAAGAAGAAAGUAAAAAGUUUACCGACUCCCAAAGCCCCAGCAUUGAUCCUACAGAAGAAAACGUUCUGGAUGAUUCUUUAAGUGUAAAAAAUGGUGACAGUAGUAAUGACUUUGUGACUUGCAAUGAUAUUAACGAGGAUGAUUUUGGUGACUUUGGCACAGCCAGUGGCACGACUCCACCUUUUGUUACUGGUACCCAAGAUUCAAUGAGCGAUAUCACUUUCGAAGAGUCCUCAGAGCACUUUCCACAUUUUAGUGAACCAGGUGAUGACUUUGGAGAAUUUGGGGAUACAAAUGCUGUUUCUUGCCAAGAUGAAAUUCUAUUUACUGAGUCCGACCUAAAACAGACUUCUGAUAGUUUAUCAGAGGAAUGUAAGUUGGUGGGAAAGUCUUCUGGGACAGGCACUGAUCCUGUUUCAAAACUGGAAAUUGAGCAAGAAGGUGAAUUUGGAGAUUUUGAUUCUGUGCCAAAUAUUCGAGAGGACCGCAGUGCUUUUCAAGACUCUGAUGAUUUUGCGGACUUCAGUUCAGCUGGGCCUAGCCAAGUGGUAGAUUGGAAUGCCUUUGAGGAUGGACAGAAAGAUAGUUGCUCUUGGGCUACUUUUGGAGACCAGCAGGCUGCUGAAUCUCACCAUCGAAAGGAAGCCUGGCAGUCACAUAGGACAGAUGAAAAGAUCGAUACUCCAGGAACCCCCAAAAUGCACAGUGUCCCUUUAGCAACUUCCAAAGGAGCAGUUGCUGGUGGCCAUUUACAGGAAACAGCCACUUCAGUUCAGACAGCUUUACUAAACCGCCUGGAGCGAAUUUUCGAAGCAUGUUUUCCUUCAAUAUUUAUCCCUGAUACUGAAGAAGAAGUUACUUCCCUGAAGCACUUGCUGGAAACAAGCACCUUCCCAAUAAAAACAAGAGAGGCCUUAGCUGAAAGUGGGGAACUGCUGGAUGUGUGGACCGAGCUACAGGACAUCCACGAUGCACAUGGCUUGAGAUAUCAGUGGGGUGGCUCCCAUAGCAACAAGAAGCUUUUGUGCUCCUUGGGAAUAGACACCCGAAACAUUCUCUUCACGGGUAACAAGAAGCAGCCUGUUAUAGUGCCCAUGUAUGCAGCAGGAUUGGGUAUGUUAGAACCCACCAAGGAACCAUUGAAACCACUAUCUGCUGCAGAAAAAAUCGCUUCCAUUGGUCAGACAAACACCAUGUCACCAGAAAUGAACACAUGUACAUCUGACCAAUUUCAGGAGUCUCUACCACCCGUCCAGUUUGACUGGAGUAGCAGUGGCCUUACUAACCCUUUAGAUGCUAGUGGAGGUUCCACUCUUCUGAACCUUGAUUUCUUUGGGCCCGUGGAUGACAGUAGCUCUAGCAGCAGCACCACAAUCCCAGGUGUGGAUCCAGAGUUGUAUGAGUUAACAACUUCUAAGCUGGAAAUCUCCACCUCAAGCCUCAAAGUGACUGAUGCAUUUGCAAGACUCAUGUCCACAGUAGAGAAGACAAGCACAUCUACCAGGAAACCGAAAAGAGAAGAGCACCUAAGUGAAGAAGCCAUCAAGGUGAUCGCUAGCCUUCCUGACUUAACGUUCAUGCAUGCCAAGGUGUUGAUGUUCCCAGCCACGUUAACACCUUCCACAAGGUCCCAAGAGAAAGCAGACUGAUAACCGAUGUGAAUUGGACACUUUAAAUUGCUUUUCCUUUCCUCCAGCCCUUCCCUACCAUCAAAAGCAUACCUGCUCUAAUUAAAAAAAAAAAAAAAAAAAAA
Molecule: messenger RNA, 7509 nt
Organism: Felis catus (domestic cat)
Lineage: Eukaryota; Metazoa; Chordata; Mammalia; Carnivora; Felidae
Gene: AFTPH
Product: aftiphilin
Exons: 12
Coding region: 4607-7405 (932 amino acids)
Biological process (GO): intracellular transport
Cellular component (GO): AP-1 adaptor complex; trans-Golgi network membrane
Molecular function (GO): clathrin binding
Source: RefSeq, a predicted model, not a curated record